UGGCGCUGGGCGACAGAGAAAAGUGAUGAGAGAAUAGAACAACAAGCGAUAGAACUAAAAAAACAGGGUGCAUUUAUUUACCCUGUGCGACUUUUUUUUAAUCAGAGCUCUAUUUGAUCAUCGGUACACAGUACAGCAACUGUCGAGGGACCGCACGGGUCUACAGAUAUAUAAUUAUUCCGCUAACUGUUUGCUAACUAGCUGCUAAAGUAGCUAGCGUAGCUAACGUUCGCAUAACUGCGGAAGAGAAGCUCGAAGUACAAACCGACGAGCUGUUUUAUUAUGAUCAGGCGACUCUCCGUUUGAUACAUUCACUGUCCUUGAUAGAGUUUGCAUCACAUUUAACCCAGGGGUCGGUCGGAAAACUAUUAUCAGAUCAGGAAAGCUGAAAAAGACGAGGAAAGGCGUCAUCUUUGCUGAUCUGACGCCAUGGCUCUCUCCACUCUUCAGAGUGGACUGACGGGGAUUCAGAAUUUCCAUGCUGACCCAGAGGAGUACUUCACCAAGAUGGACAGGAUAGGGAAAGGCUCUUUUGGGGAAGUUUUCAAAGGCAUCGACAGUCGGACUCAGAAAGUUGUGGCCAUUAAAAUUAUUGAUCUGGAAGAAGCAGAGGAUGAAAUAGAAGACAUACAACAGGAAAUCACCGUUCUCAGCCAGUGCGACAGUCCCUUUAUCACCAAGUAUUAUGGAUCCUACCUGAAGGGUACAAAACUAUGGAUUAUUAUGGAGUAUUUGGGUGGAGGAUCAGCCCUGGAUUUGUUGGAACCAGGAUCCCUGGAUGAAACGCAGAUUGCCACAAUUCUGAGAGAGAUCCUGAAAGGUCUGGAGUAUCUGCACUCUGAAAAGAAAAUCCACAGGGAUAUCAAAGCCGCCAACGUGUUGAUGUCAGAACAAGGCGAAGUGAAGCUGGCUGACUUCGGAGUGGCGGGCCAGCUGACCGAUACCCAGAUAAAACGAAACACAUUCGUUGGUACUCCUUUCUGGAUGGCACCUGAAGUCAUAAAGCAGUCGGCCUACGAUUCAAAGGCAGACAUCUGGUCUUUAGGAAUAACAGCAAUAGAGCUGGCUAAAGGAGAGCCGCCUCACUCUGAGCUGCACCCUAUGAAGGUCUUAUUCCUCAUCCCAAAGAACAACCCCCCAACACUGGAAGGAAACUACAGCAAACCACUGAAAGAAUUUAUUGAAGCCUGCCUAAAUAAGGAGCCUAGCUUUAGGCCAACCGCCAAAGAGCUGUUAAAACACAAGUAUAUUGUAAGGCAGGCCAAAAAGACGUCCUAUCUGACGGAGCUGAUUGACAGAUACAAGCGGUGGAAGUCAGAGCAGUCUCGGGAAGUGUCCAGCUCCGACGAGUCUGAUGAGGAGCCCAACGGCCAGGCUUCUGGAGGAGAUGACUCUGGCAGCGACGACUGGAUCUUCAACACCAUCAAGGAGAAAGACCUCAAAAAGUAUCAGAACGGAGCAGCACAGCAUGCUGAGCCGAAGGAGAAAGAGGUGCAGGAGAGUCCAAAGAAGCCUUUGUCACAAAGCUUAUCAUCGAUUUUCUUGCCAGUGUUUACGGAGUUGAAAGAAAAGAGCCAGAACCGUAAUGGCAAGCCGGAGGCAGCAGAGGAGCUGCGGGAGGCCAUUCUCCUGGCAGAGGAGAAGCACCCAGGCAUCUGUGACUCUCUCGUAGCUGAACUAGUGCAGAGACUUCAGAGGUAUUCUGUGCCCCAGUCAGCUGCCAGUCACUGAGAGGAGCUCCACCCGGCUCCGCUCUUAUUCCCCACCCUGGUGGCAGCAGUCAGAUCUUUCCCUCUGACCUCCUCAGCCUGGAUGAAGUCUCCCAGGAAGGUCUCCAUCACCCAUUUGCCUGAAGCAAAUCCUGGCCUACUUAAUGUCUGUUUAUAUGCUAGCACAUCACCAGAGGGUCCUAUUAAGGACAGUCAGUGGCCAGCCGCUCUGCUGCUUCCAUGACUGCCACCUGCUGUAAGAUGCCCCCUCUCAAUACCUCCUUCACAUUGUUGUUUGUUUUAAUGAUGGAGUCAGCUCUCUUUCUGCAAGGACUCUUGAGUUAUUGGUUUUGGUGAGUUUGUGGCUUUUUCACAAAAGGUUUACACUCGGCAUCCUUCUGGAGAGAGUACCUUGCUUGAUUAAUUGUGUGCAUGUGUGUGUGGCUGUGCGAGAUAUCCUGUGAAAUGUGUGGUGAAGAGUGACGAGUGGGGUGAAGCAUUCUAUUGAAAAACUCAGGUAUCCUGCUUUAAGUGGAUUGGUUCCUCUGGGAGACGGAAAGAGCUCUAGGGUGGUUGUACAGUCUUGUAAAUAAGCUAAUUUCUACAGAUUCAUGAAAAAAAUAAUGGAGUGUUUGUAAUGGAACCACUGUGUACAAAUGGCCAAAUGCAAACUGUAGAUAAUGGUUGUGAGGUAAAUAUUUUGAGAGACUAAAAUGGCCAUACAUGAGAUUGCCUUGCCUUUCUACUUGUUCUUUUGUAUAUCAGUCUUUGAUUUCUCCAGCUGUAAAACUUUUGAAAUGACUCAUCCAGUGAAUGAAAAUGUCUGCCCUCUAUCAUGUUUUACUUUUGAUUUAUUCUAUAUUUCCUAAUUCUCUUUUAACUUUUUUGGUUUCACACUCGAUGCUGUGGAUUUAAUAUUGUUGGAGAAUGUAAAAAAACAAAAAGGCUGGAUCCAUGAAGCCCCCGCCAGUUUUGAACACUGGAUGCUCUGUUGCCAGCGCCGACUCCACAAGGCGUCGAGUCGUGUUGGUUUGUUGGACUUUGCCUCAUCCCUUCUUUUUUUUGCUGUGUGUUUCGACUGGUUAGACCGACUGAGGUUUCGUCCAUUCAUUCCAUUAACAGGGCAAUGUCAUCAUCAAGUUUAUGAAAGCGCAGACUCUGUUAGUCUUCCUAGGAGCUGCCCUGGUACUAUCUAUCUCCUCAGCGUACCUACAGCUUUAAUUGCACUUCAAGUAUAAAUGCCUUUUUGACUAUAAACAAAGUAGCCAUAAAACAGUAGCACGAGACUUAAAAGUAUUUUGCAGGUAUGCUGUCCGGGACUAAAAAAAAGUCCACCUGAAGUCUCACUUCUUGGACUCAUGCAGUGUAAGAUUUGCCUGGCUCUAUCUUUCCAUUUGGACUCCUGAGAGGUUGUUCAGUUGUACAGUAAAUGCAUAGACAAAGACUUCUCACAUAGUAGAUAACACUGCUGUCCGAUGUACAUAUUAACAUAAAGCCACGCGGUGUUCAGAGACCAGCGGCACUGCGUCUACUUGUGACUGUAGUUUUAAAGGAAUGUGCAUGAUGGUAUAACAGUAAAAAGCCUAGUGGUUGGCCCCAGCAGUAUGCGUUGUAGCACACUGCUGCGGGACUGCAGGAAUGUUGAGUCCUCCCGAACAGAGUCGAAUCAGCCUUAGAGUAUUUGUGAUGAAUGGAAUGAAUAGUAUCAGCUUUAAAAUGUUAGAUCCGAUGCUUUUGUUGUUUUUCUUUGUCCCCUCCUGCGCAUGCAUUGAAAUGCACAUGCAGCAAUGCUUUUAAAUGAUAAAAGAUCAAAAAUAAUUUAUUGAAUUCCUUGCCAGUAUGAUGCAUGCAUGAACACGUUUUUUUCAUCUUCUCAGACUAGAGGAAUUUUCAAAAUUCUUAUGAAGUCAGUCAGAUGAUGUAUAUUUUUUUUUCUAUGGGCAAUACACGGUACAACAUGAGACAGGGCAAGUUAAAGAGAGAUUUCAACAGUACGGGAAUACAAUUGUUUGUUAAAUAUAUGGCUAUGUCAGGUAGCUUAGCACAAAGGCUGGAAACAGGGUGGGACAGUUAGCCUAGCUCUGUCCAGAAGAAACGCAUCGAGCACCUUUUUAAAGCUCAUUGAUCAACAUGUUAUAGGUUUGUGUGUUUUAUUCGUAAAAACCUGAAAGGAUAGUGCGGUAAUUUAAAAGAGGUUUUGUACUGGACUGUUUCUUGGCUUGGACCAGUAACUUCCUAGAGUCUCAACAAAACUGCAGAUGUGUUGCUAUGCUAGCUGUAGCUUUAUAUUUCCUUUAACCCUCCACCAGUAGGCAAAUGAGAGUAUUUCCCAUAAUGUCAAAUUAUUCUUUUGAUUCUCUUAUGUUAAUGUUUAAAGGAAAAGUAAAAUCAAGAAAAAAUACCAGACUCAAUGAUUUCCAUUUUCACUCUUUUUUUUUCCUUUUGUUUUUGACUCUUCUGUGAAGGAAAAUCUCAACUCUCCAUUCAAACUUCUCAUGUGAAAUUUGCCAUGUGAGCCCUCCAUCCAAAACAGACGCAUUCAAUACAAUUUGCACCUUUUACAUUGUCUUUUAUGACUCUUUAUCUCAAAUGUGUGGCACUUUGCAGAUUUAUUUUUGUUUUUUAAAAAUGGUACUUUAAAAAGCUACAAUAUUAUGUCGCAAUUACACUCGAUUUAUUUCCUUUCCCCUCCCUGGUAUGUUGAUGUAUGGCAAUAAAGCAGUGUGAACGCCAGGAGUAAUUUCUUAGCACAAGUAGGCAUAUAUUCUAUUAAACUAUUUUUGUAACCCAAAAGAGCGGUAUUAUGUAAUAGAGGGAGUCAAUUUUGGUUCUGUGAUGUGUUAAAGUUUCAGUAAACACUGGAUAGCACUCACUUAAAAUGUGCAUUUCAUUUUGUGUGACUUUGCUGACAGUUUAUAGUCCAGUAUACAUGUUUGCUAAUUCAGGGCAGUGCUGUUGGGUCUAUUGAAAGUUGUCAAAUGAUUAAGGAUAAAAAUAAAAAUCAAGUACAAAUUUCAUA
Messenger RNA from Notothenia coriiceps (black rockcod), 4728 nucleotides. RefSeq names its product serine/threonine-protein kinase 24-like. Gene Ontology annotation, biological process: protein phosphorylation; negative regulation of cell migration. Gene Ontology annotation, molecular function: protein serine/threonine kinase activity; ATP binding. Gene Ontology annotation, cellular component: cytoplasm; Golgi apparatus. The record is from RefSeq and is a predicted model, not a curated record. The coding region runs from base 430 to 1731 and encodes 433 amino acids. The transcript has 11 exons. NCBI's taxonomy places the organism in Eukaryota, Metazoa, Chordata, Actinopteri, Perciformes, Nototheniidae.